GUAGUCUGAAGUAUUCUCUACUUCCUAAAAUAGAUAUCGCAAAAUUGGUAACUGGAAUAUAUUGGCCAGGUUGCUUGUAUUUUAAUAAACCAUACUAUUUCAAACUUUAAAACACAGUGUCCGUUAUGUAAAUACAGAGCAUGCCAACAAGCUCAUGUAAGUGAUACGAAGCAACAAUAAUUACAUGUAACGAUACUUUUAAUUUAACUGCGACUAGUAGUUCCAUCCAAGUUAGUGAUCAACCAUCACAAGUGAUAAAAUAACUAGCUAAUGUUAACUGCCUGCAAAUGGUCGUUUCAGAGGUAGUGACACUACUGUCUUGAAAAGCGUCCGUCUUUGGGUGGCCAUUGAAAGCAGAGGGAAGAUAAAUCAUGUUGACUGAUGUUAGUUAGCUAACUUAUAAUCCAUGCUUGCUCAUUUUUUUAAGUUAUGCUGUUCUUUGACUGUAUCUAGUACUGCUGCUGCUACUACUUAAGUGAUUUCUGUACCUACUAGUUGAUGUAAAAGCCUAUGCUAAUUAUAGGCUAUGAAACAUUUUUAAACACAGUUUUAAACAUAGACACCGUCAGUGCCCAUGACGGAAGAAAAACAAAAAGAGCAGCUUUUCAGAAUGGCCACAGGCCCCAGUCUUUGUGAAUGAUAUAGCUGGGGGCGGGUCGGUAAGGUAACGCUGAGUGGCUGGUAUAAGAGGAGGAAAUGAUCAUUUGUCCAAUCACCUUGAUGCCUGUCAGUCACGAUGAGUCGUGUCUCGUCACCUCUCUGCUGUGUCUGCAGCUGAGCACUGUGGGCCGAGCCGAUGCAUGUCUCUCUCGCCGGGCAGAGAAAAUAAAUGAAUACAUAUAUAAGUAGAAAUAAAAUUAAAAACGGCUCAUUGUUGAUCGGCCCACUAGAAAAAAUCCUGGUACUCCCGAUGGCCAGUCCACCCCUGCAAUAGCAGUUCUCUCGAGUGGCUGUGCCUGUGUGUGUCCAAGAGUGUGUUAAUGUGUGCGUGCAGUGCGCACGAGCGUGCGCUUGCAUUUAGGGCGGGGGUGGGGGGCACAAAAAAUAUUCACACUGGGGCCUAUCACCAUGAUGUUAUGCUACUGCAGAGACAUAAAAAUGUAAAUGCAAAUUUCAACCCCAAACCUUUUUAUACUUGGAUCUCUUGUUCAAAUAUCUAUGUAUCAGUAACCUCCUCUGCCUCUGUGGAUCAGCCUCAACUACUACACAUAGUGACAGUCCUACUAACUGCUCUGUUCUUUGACCACAAGUAAAACAUCAUCACAAGCUGUGACUUCUCUUCUGAAAAGGGUGCGGUGUCGUAUCAAUCACACCCACAUUCAAAGGCUGUGCAUUGAGUCUGUGGUGGACAGGAAGCUUUGCAGAGUAGAGGAAGGAGAGAGAAGAAAACACAUCACUUUAUUUUGAAUUGAAAACAAUUAAAGAAGCUUUAAGAUCCAACAGGAGCUUUGUGAUUGCCUGGAAAGAGUUUCAACAUGUGUGUAAACCUGUCGCUGAUGCUGAUGCUGCUGUUUCUGUCUGGUGCUGUUUGCAGCGAACGGAAAGUGACAUAUCAGCAGCACAUCUGUGCAGUGAAAGGCUCGUCUGUUGUCAUUCCAUGUUCAUUUUACUAUCCUGAGAACCUGCAAGUGAAGAAAGUCAUGUGGGGUCAUGAAAAGUCCAACAUUUUUGAUGGUCCUUUCAUAUUUGAGAGUGAGAUGAAUGAAACUGCCUCGAGAUUUCAAUACAUCGGAGACAAAGAACACAAUUGUUCUUUUAAAAUACACGAUGUAGAGAAAAACGAUGCAGGAAAAUAUGCCUUCAGAUUUAUGACUAAUGAUAAAAGCAGUUAUACUGGUACAGCUGGCUCGACAUUAAAGGUUAUUGAUUUGAAUGUUUCAAUGAUGAGACCCAAUGACAACAGAGUGACAAAGGAAGGCGACUCUGUGAAUCUGACCUGCAUAAACGGCUGUGACAGCGAUCACCUUUCAUCUGCUUUCACCUGGUUUAAGAACGGAGAACCCAAAAAUGAAGGACCUGUUCUUUAUUUAAGCAACAUGAACCCCACUGACUCUGGAAACUACUCCUGCUCUCUAAAGACUCACACAGGAACAGCUUCACGAGUCAUAAACAUCAACGUUGAAUAUGCCCCGAAGAACACGUCAGUGUCCGGCAGGCCGUUGAUGGAGGUGGAGGCCGGCACCAACAUCACCCUGAUCUGCAGCAGCCACGCAAACCCUCCAGUGGAUUAUACCUGGUUUAAGAUAGAUGAAAGUCAUGUUCUGGAUGUUGGACACCAGCCUGAGUUGUUCACUGCUGAUGGAGGCCAGUAUUUUUGCAUCGCCACCAACAAACAUGGAAGACAAUACUCCUCUGUUGUGACUGUAAAGAUUAAAGAGAGGUGGCCGUCAUUCAACAGAGAUGUACUCAUUAUCACACUUUCUGUGGCUGUCCUUCUGAUUGUGAUCGCUGCUGUCGCUGUCAUGAAACUCAAAACAAGACCAAGAGCAGAAGAGACCAACUGUGAGGAGGACAGUGAGGAUGCAGACUAUGUCAACAUGCCUGAUUUUUGCACUAAACAGUCCCAACAGAGAAGCCAGGGAAGGAGCAAGAAAAAAAGGACAAGAGCAGAAGAGACCAACUGUGAGGAGGACAGAGAGGAUGCAGUCUAUGCUAACAUGACUGUGAUGAAAAAACAAUCAAAAGGGAGACGCCAGGGUGAGGGAGCCACAGGAAGCAGCAGACAGACUCCCACCAUGAUGAGGAAAGUGUAGUUUACAGGACAAUGUGCAGGAACCGACUGUUGGAGCCUUCCAUUAUGACCACGGUGGUGUUCAGAAGUGUUAAUGUGUCAGGACAAGGAGGAGACUGGUUUACCAACUACUGACUCCUACAAGUGAUAGUUAUUGUUUCCCCCCCAGAUGAAGACCCGCUGUAUGAGGAGCCAAGACGGCUCAUGUUUCCAUGUUACGCUGGUUUCUUGGUCGACUUGGUUUGGUCUUUUAUUUCAGCCGUUCUCCACCAUCGUCAGCUCCAGCCAUGUGAAGACUCAAUGUAAAUAAAUCAACGCUUCAUUCUCAACAGUCUGUGGCUGUUUGGGAGAAGAUGAGCUGUAUUCAUGUUGUGUCUUGGUGAACCCUGGUCAGGUGUGAUCCUUCAUAUGUGUGUUUAUCACGUGCUAUUUUGCAGAAAUGUUCAAAAUGUCUUACAGGUGUACAGAUGUGAUGUUUCGUUGAAUUAAGUUUUUAUUUCCUGACAUUUGACAAAUCUCUGAGAUAAACAUGUCUCAGAUUUUCAUAAAAGAGAAAAAGUUACAUUUUGUAUUUUGUAUUCAUGUUUUUGUGUUUCUUUCAACAUGAGGCAGAACUCAUGGUCAAUAAAACCAGUUUGCUAACAGC
Molecule: messenger RNA, 3377 nt
Organism: Acanthopagrus latus (yellowfin seabream)
Lineage: Eukaryota; Metazoa; Chordata; Actinopteri; Spariformes; Sparidae
Product: B-cell receptor CD22-like
Exons: 11
Coding region: 1476-2753 (425 amino acids)
Source: RefSeq, a predicted model, not a curated record